This is a messenger RNA of Macadamia integrifolia, 1284 nucleotides long. Its product is annotated as NAC domain-containing protein 19-like. The transcript has 3 exons. NCBI's taxonomy places the organism in Eukaryota, Viridiplantae, Streptophyta, Magnoliopsida, Proteales, Proteaceae. Gene Ontology annotation, biological process: regulation of DNA-templated transcription. The record is from RefSeq and is a predicted model, not a curated record. Gene Ontology annotation, molecular function: DNA binding. Bases 1 to 1284 code for a protein of 427 amino acids.
AUGUCUUCUUUUCUCUCUACAAUGCCAUCAUCACCAUCUCGUCCUUCUCCUCCAUCUAACGUUUAUCAGGAGGAGAUUGAUCAAAGUGAGAAGAUGGAUUUUCAAUCUCAACCUGAGAACGUAGUAGGAGGAAUGCAGAAAGGAGCAGCACUUCAUGAGGAUGAUGAUAACUCUGCUUACUUCAACUCAUUACCGCCAGGUUUCAGGUUCUGCCCAAAUGAUUAUGAGCUUAUCAAUUACUACCUGAAGAAGAAAAUCACGAAUCAGCCACUACCCAUUAACCGAAUCAGAGAUGUUGAGCUCUACAAACAUAAUCCUGACUAUCUCGCUGAGAAGUACCAAUCAUAUGGAGAGGAUGAAUGGUAUUUUUUUACGCCUAGAGAUCGUAAGUAUAAAAAUGGAUUUCGACCAAAUCGAGCAGCUGGAAAGGGUUAUUGGAAAGCCACUGGAGCAGAUAAAAAAAUUUACAGCAAUGAUGAACUUGUUGGCUAUAGGAAGGCAUUAGUGUUCUACAUAGGAAAGGCUCCCAAGGGUGACAAGUCUGAUUGGAUCAUGCAUGAGUUUCGAGUGGUACAAAAUCCUCCUUUGCAAACUAUUAGAGCACCAAAUGAUAUGAAGCUGGAUGACUGUGUCUUAUGUAAGAUGUAUAAGAAGCCAGAGAAACCAGAAGCUCAAGAUACAGAAAUUCAAGCCAAGGAUGCAAAUACAAGGAUUGAAACUGGUGAUCAUUCUGAUGUUGGUGAUGAAAAUCAUGUGCCUGCAAAUACUGAUUAUAACAAUUCCAAUUCAUCAAGAAUGUUAUGCAGCUAUAGUGACAGGAUGGAUAACUGUAUGGGUUUGAUCAAUCCAUCUGGUUGGGAUGAAUCCGGUCAUUCUCUUCAAUACAAUCUUCCUCCGGAACCCAAUCAAAUGCUUACUGGUAAUUAUCCUUACCAAUCCAACAUCAAUUUUGGUUAUGGGGAUCCUGGUAAUUCAGUACUUCAACCAAUUUCUUUUAUGCCGCCAGCCAUACAUUUCAUGGAGAGUAACUAUCAAGAAACUGGGAAUGUUUAUAAUGAUUCCUGGGGUUUCAAGCAAGAGGAUUCCAGUAUGUUACCCCAAUACGACUUCAAACAAGAAGAGGAUUACAAUAUGUUGCUCCAGUAUGACUUCUCCAACCAGAACUGCUUGGAUCCCUUUAACUUUCUUUCUGAUGAUAUUAAUUUGCCAAAUACCACUGGCAUCUCACCAGUACUAAAAGACAAGUCAUCAUUUACCAACAAGAAUGCAAAUGACUCAGGCUAA